This is a messenger RNA of Adineta steineri, 1218 nucleotides long. NCBI's taxonomy places the organism in Eukaryota, Metazoa, Rotifera, Eurotatoria, Adinetida, Adinetidae. The record is from the annotation of a GenBank genome assembly.
AUGAGUACCACGUCAACAUCAUGUGCAAUUGUUACAUGUACACAAAUCCCAUAUGUUUUUUGUUAUUGUUGCAGUAAAAAUCUUUGUCUCGAUCAUUUAUCAAAUCAUACUGCUUUAGUCAAUUCUCAAUCAAAAUCUUCAAUUGAUCAAAUCAAACGAAUAAAUAUCGAUAAAUUAAUUGCUAAUGAUCGUUUAAAAUUAGAAAAAUGGCGUGAUGAUAGUCUGAAAAAAAUUCAUCGAUUUUAUGAAAAAAAAUGUGAUGAACUUGAUGAAUUUUACGCUCAAAAAAGUCUUCAUCAACAACAAGAAUUAACUGAUACUAAAUUUCAAACAACUAUUCUUGAUAUCCAACAAAAUGGUAUUCCAAUUCAUAUUCGUUCUUUACCAAUCGAUAAUAAUUUAAUUACAUUUGGAGAAUUAAAAACACAAGAAUUUGAUAUUAUAAAUCUUUCAUCACCAAGUAAAACAUAUAAUAUUUCUAAAUCAUCCGGAAUUGGUAUGGCUACUAAUAAUCAAUCUUUAUUAAUUGAUCAAAAUCCCGAUAUAAUUUUAUUGAAUCAAGAUUCAAUCGUUAUUGAACAAUUUACUUGGAAAUAUGGUUCUAUUCGUGAUAUGUGUUGGUCAUUUGGAUUAAAUAGUUUUAUAAUUAUUACAGAAAUGAAUAAAACAUAUUUAAUUAAUGAAAAUACUUUAUCAAUUGAUUGUAUUGAACCAAUGAUGAAUCAAUUGUGGAUGUCAUGUACAUGUUCAAAUUCAUUAUUAUAUUUAUUAUCAUUAAGUAAUGCUGUAGUUGAAUUUACUCUUUUACCAACACUUUCUUAUGAUAGAAGAUGGGAUCAACCAGAUACUUGUAAAAAACAUGAAACUAUUAAAGAUAUUUCUUGUAAUGAAGAUACACUUGCAUUAGUUAUUAUAUCUUAUUCAACUAAAAUGGCACAUUUAAUACUUCGAUCAUUAACAACAUUUGAUUUAUUAUUUUCUAUUCGUCUUGAUAUGAUCGUACAUUCAUCAUAUCAAUUACCGAUUCGUUGUUGUCCAUUCAAAAAUCAUCAAUGGCUUGUUAGUGAAGCAAAUACAUCACGUCUUUUUUAUAUUGGCAAAGAUGGUAAACUACAAGGAACACUUAAAUAUGAUCAACAACCUUAUAAUGCUCUUUUAUUUGGUUCACGAAUACUUGUUAUACGUACAGAAACUACGAUAAAUUUUCAUGAAUUAUAA